Molecule: messenger RNA, 3486 nt
Organism: Alexandromys fortis (reed vole)
Lineage: Eukaryota; Metazoa; Chordata; Mammalia; Rodentia; Cricetidae
Gene: Mylk3
Product: myosin light chain kinase 3
Exons: 14
Coding region: 1-2442 (813 amino acids)
Biological process (GO): intracellular signal transduction; positive regulation of apoptotic process; sarcomere organization
Cellular component (GO): cytoplasm; actin cytoskeleton; nucleus
Molecular function (GO): ATP binding; myosin light chain kinase activity
Source: RefSeq, a predicted model, not a curated record
AUGUCAGGAGUUCCAGAGGGGGAUCCCGAGGGUCUAGGGCCCCUGGGGCUGCCAGCCUUGGGCAUUGCUCCCUUAGCCAACAUGGACAGCAAACUUACGGUGCUGAGCGAGAAGGUUGACAGACUCCUACAUUUCCAAGAAGAUGUCACAGAGAAGCUGCAAUGUGUGUGCCGGGGCAUGCACCAGCUGGAACAAGGUCUACAUCGGCUGGAGGCCUCCCGCGAGUUGAGUCUGUCAGCGCCUGACGGCCCUCUUCCAGCCACUGCUCAGGCUGCGUGGCCUGAGGUCCUGGAGCUGGUGAGGGCAGUGCGGCAGGAGGGUGCCCAGCAUGGUGCCAGGCUCGAAGCCCUCUUCAAGAUGAUGGUGGCUUUGGACAGGGCUAUUACUUUGGUAGGGGCCACAUUCCAGAACUCAAAGGUGGACGAUUUAAUCACGCAAGAGAACGUGCCCUGGAGGAAGGGCAGCCUGGCUGCUGGCUCCGAGGAGAACAAGGAGCCAACAGAAGCUACGGGAGUCAAGCCGAAGCAUGCGCUGAGUACCCAAGGUGAGCAAGCUGACCCCGCCAGGAGACUGUGGGUAGAGAGCCAGAAGGAGGACACAGAAGUGGGGGCAGUGGAGAGGCUGCCUCUCAUCAUCAGUACUUCACUGAAGGGAGCUGACUCCACCCAGGCGGGAGCUUCACUGAGGCAGGAAACUGAAGUUCUUGGCCUAGGCCAAGCACCCCCAUCCACAGAGGCGGAACCCAGGCUUCUGGGAACGUCUGGUGAGAAUACUGGGGCUACCCUGGAGUUGUCUGUCGCACUCGACAGAAUCAGCGAGGUCCUCAGCAAUCUCAAGAUGUCGCAAAGUGCAGGACAAGGAACCUCGUCCAGCAAGCCUGACUGUUGGCUCUCAGAAGAGAGCAUGAGACUGAAUUCAGGGCUUAGCCCUCCGCCCGUAGGGUCACUAACUCCGGCCAGUGAAGUCCACGGUGGUGAGGCAUUUUCCAGGAUCUCUAUCCUUGUACAAGAGAUGGCUGCUCCUGGGGAGAUGCUUGAGACCCAGAGGGGCAGUCCCAUGGCCUCUGCAGAAACUCCAGCAGUUACCCAGCCUCGUGAGCAGGACCCACAUCCCGAGGGCCCUGGAACUGCGCUGGAAGACCAAAUCCCUAAAGGAGAGUCCCUAAAGGAGAGUCCAUUUCUACCACUACCAAAGAGGAGUAGCAGCAAUGGAGGAGCAAAUGCAGAGGAGGAGGCGGGGCCUGGGGCUGAGCCUCUCACAGGACCAAACUUGGCCACAAGGGACUGGGGAGAUGAGACUGUUGGGACCACGGAUCUGCUGCAAGAAACAGACCCAGGAGCAGGAAAGCCUGAGCCUGGGAAGGACCCUGCAGCCAAGGGCUCAGGGGGAACUGAGGUCGGAAGUAGGAUGCCUACUGCUGCGGAGGCUGCCAUCAUGGUUCUGGACGACAGUGCAGCACCCCCAGCCCCCUUUGAACACCGGGUAGUGAAUGUCAAGGACACCUCGGUCUCAGCAGGCUACACAGUGUCCCAACAUGAAGUCUUGGGAGGGGGCCGGUUUGGCCAGGUGCACAGGUGUACAGAGAGGUCCACAGGCCUUGCGCUCGCAGCCAAGAUCAUCAAAGUGAAGAGCAUCAAAGACCGGGAGGACGUCAAGAAUGAGAUCAACAUAAUGAACCAGCUGAGCCAUGUGAACUUGAUCCAACUCUACGACGCUUUUGAGAGCAAGAACAGCUUCACCCUGAUCAUGGAGUAUGUGGAUGGAGGUGAACUCUUUGACCGGAUCACGGAUGAGAAGUACCACCUGACUGAACUGGACGUGGUCCUGUUCACGAAGCAGAUCUGCGAGGGUGUGCAUUACCUGCACCAGCACUAUAUCCUGCACCUGGACCUCAAGCCAGAGAACAUACUGUGUGUCAACCAGACAGGACAUCAGAUUAAGAUCAUCGACUUUGGGCUGGCUAGAAGGUACAAGCCUCGGGAGAAACUAAAGGUGAACUUUGGGACCCCAGAGUUCCUGGCCCCAGAAGUUGUUAACUACGAGUUUGUCUCCUUCCCGACAGACAUGUGGAGUGUGGGAGUUAUCACCUACAUGCUACUCAGUGGUUUGUCCCCAUUUCUAGGGGAAACAGAUGCAGAGACCAUGAAUUUCAUUGUGAACUGUAGCUGGGAUUUUGAUGCUGAUACCUUCAAAGGGCUGUCAGAGGACGCCAGGGACUUUGUUUCCCGGUUGCUGGUCAAAGAGAAGAGCUGCAGGAUGAGCGCCACACAGUGCCUGAAACAUGACUGGUUAAACCAUUUGCCUGCCAAAGCCUCAGGAUCCAAUGUUCGUCUCAGAUCCCAAUUAUUGCUGCAGAAAUAUAUGGCCCAGAGCAAAUGGAAGAAACAUUUCCAUGUGGUGACUGCAGUCAACAGGUUAAGGAAAUUUCCAACGUGUCCCUAAUCUUCAGCUCUGCUGCUCCACUGGGCCCAGGAAUGCUUGAGACAACAUGAGGUGGUCAUAUGAAGAGAUUACCCAAGAUUUUAUGUAGCCUGGCCUUUUGCUAUUAUUGAUUCCUCUUGGUUUGCAAAAAAUGGUGGAAGAAAGAGAGAGAAAGAAAAGAAGAAAAAAGAAGAAAAGAAAAAGGAAAAAAGCUAGGGAGGAAGAAAGGUUGCUGUUGCCUUCCUUGUGGAUAAAAAGUGUUUGGUUUGGUUUUUUAAGCUCUAGGAAUGUUUCUCUGCCUUGUAAGAUCACCAGGUCUGAUACACUGCUUCCUGCCUAGUAUCCUUUCUGUUGGUAAUAAGAGAAGGCUUGCUCAGGAUGGGCAGGGAAGUCCUACUUGGCUUUAGUCAAGUUUGAAUUCCAGACUUGUCAUGAUUGAAGAACUCAGUAAUGUGGGAAGUAUGGAUCUGGAAAGGGUUAGGGGCAAGAGUGGGGAAUGAAUAUGAUCAGAACAUAUUGUAUGAAAUCCUCAAAGAAUUAAUAAAAUAUAUUUUAAAAAAGGAAUCGGUAGAUUUGAGCUGCUUGCACCUGGUCAGAGAAGCUCCUUUCUGCAGUGGUGGUAGUGAGUGCCCAGACUGGGAACUGGGCAAAGAGCAGAGCAAGUAGGCUCAGCUCUAGGUGAGUCAUCUUAUUACCCUCCCACCAUCCAAGACUUGGAGAAAGUCACAUAAGGGAGGACAGAAAGAAUCUAAGAGUUAGGGAGGAGGAUGAGUGAGUGCUCUGAAGUGCUGUCUCCUAGACAUGACACAACUUUCGCAGGCAUCCAACUCACAGCAUCUGUAGCUACAAGAUCAAGUCAGUCAAAAGCGGAUGGGAGGGAACUCUUGAGGUUCACCCCUAUUGGUGGAGCUGUUGACAAUCGAUAGCUGAUGGGGUAGGGAGAAUCCUUCUCCUCCAGCCUCUAGUAGUAGCUGUUCAUACCCCUGGGAUGCUACAUUCUCAUGUGCAUAUGAGCAGUACUGUUAGACUUGGGAGUUUCCUAAUAGCAAAAAAAAAAAAAAAAAA